AAUAGAUAGAAAAGAAAGGGAGGUGAAAGAACGCGGCCACACAUUCAUCAAUGCUUUCAAAUUGACUCCAGAGAGACUUCACAAGUCACAGACAUUCUCUCAAUCUCUCUCGGCAAGAACACCUUCUAUUCUGAGCUAUGGCCUUGGCCUGGCCUCCUAUAAUUCCUUCUACAUACUACUCCUUUAUACUAUUCGUUUUGUCGUUGGGUUUCGGUUGCCGGAGCUGUUACGGGCUCGGGUCGCAGUUCGGGUUCGACGUCCACCAUCGCUACUCCGACCCGGUCAAGGGAAUUCUCGGCGUCGAGGGGCUCCCGGAGAAAGGGAGUGUAGAAUACUACGUGGCUAUGGCAAACCGAGACCGCAUGAUUCGGGGCCGCCACCUCGCCGCCAGCAACGAUCAGUCGUCGCCGCUCACUUUCUCCAGUGGAAACGACACCUAUCUCUUCGCCCUUUUGGGACAUUUGCAUUAUGCCGAUGUUUCAGUGGGGACACCAAGUUUAUCAUUUUUGGUGGCAUUAGACACAGGCAGUGAUUUGUUCUGGCUACCAUGUGAUUGUAAGAAAGGUGGUUGCCUUAGUAGCAUCCCGUUCUCACUUGGACAGGUAUUACUCCUUAACAUCUACAGCCCUAAUAAUUCAUCAACAAGUGAAAUAGUUUCCUGCAACAACAGCCUUUGCAAACAUAGUCAAUGCCCUUCAGCAAGCAGUGAUUGUCCUUAUGAAGUUGAGUAUCUUUCUAAUAACACUUCAUCUACUGGGAUCUUGGUGGAGGAUGUUUUGCACUUAAUUACAGAUGAUGAUCAGCUAAAGGCUGUGACCACUCCGAUUACUUUUGGUUGUGGUCAAAGCCAGACUGGUGCUUUUUUGGAGGGUGGAGCACCAAACGGUCUAUUUGGGCUUGGUAUGGAUGAUGUAUCUGUUCCUAGCACCUUAGCAAGAAAUGGGCUAGCUUUGAAUUCUUUUUCCAUGUGUUUUGGACCUGAUGGGCUGGGGAGAAUCACUUUUGGAAAUAAUGGCAGCUCAGACCAAAAAGAAACACCAUUCAAUGUUAAGCAAUCACAUCCAACUUAUAACAUCAGCAUCACUCAAAUAACUGUGGGAAGAAAUUCUUCUGGGCUGGGGUUCAAUGUGAUCUUUGACUCUGGUACAUCGUUUACAAGCCUAACCGACCCAGCUUAUACUUUCAUUUCUGAGAGUUUCAAUUCCCAGGUCCAACAAAAGCGGCAUUCAUCUGAUUCCCAAUUCCCCUUUGAAUACUGUUAUGACUUAAGUCCAACUCAAGACAGAUAUGAAGGUCCUGUUGUGAAUCUGACAAUGAAAGGUGGAGACCAUUAUUUUAUCACUAACCCAACACACUUGGUCGACAUUGAGGGAGAAAAUGUUGUGUAUUGUCUGGGUCUUCACAAAACUGAAAAGAUAAACAUCAUAGGACAAAACUUCAUGACUGGUUAUGACAUAGUUUUUGAUCGCCAGAGGAUGGUAUUGGGUUGGAAGGACUCUAACUGCUACGACGACAGGAAUUCAAACACUAUAGCUGUUAGCCCAUCACACUCUCCUGCCGCUUCCCCUGCUCUUGCCGUCAAUCCUGAAGCCACCAAAAGGAGUGGAAGCAGUUCUAUUAUACCUGUGGCAGCUCCAUCCAGUCAUUCACCCAAGUUGAAGUCUUUUACCUACGCACUCACAGUGCUUCUUGUUUCGUAUUUUGCCAUUGUUUGAUCAAGCUUUUUAUUUAUUGGGGCUUUCUCAACCCGUCAUAUAUAUAUUGAUAUACAUUGUAUCUUAGGUCAUCACAGAACAAAUUGGAAUCUUCUUUCUUUUUUUUUUUUUUCAAACAAUGAGAACCAGAAGCAUUGUUGGCUUCCUAUUUUUUGGUGAUUAGUAGCACUAAUUUGGACAUGGGUUUGUAAUUUAUAAUUUUUCUUUUUAACAUAUAAGCAGAAACCAUAAGGUAUAGAGCUCUUACACUUCAA
This is a messenger RNA of Alnus glutinosa, 1969 nucleotides long. RefSeq names its product aspartyl protease family protein 1-like. The record is from RefSeq and is a predicted model, not a curated record. Lineage: Eukaryota; Viridiplantae; Streptophyta; Magnoliopsida; Fagales; Betulaceae. The transcript is spliced from 10 exons. Bases 138 to 1715 code for a protein of 525 amino acids. Gene Ontology annotation, molecular function: aspartic-type endopeptidase activity. Gene Ontology annotation, biological process: proteolysis.